ACUUGAGAUGUCUCCACUUCAUCUUCCCAAUAGAUUAUCUGUCUGUUGAUGCUUAGUAAUUCCCUCUAUUCUAUACAUGCAUGGUGAAUUUGAUAUACAUAAAUCUUCGUCUAAAUCUAACAACCGAUAAUUCUCUUUCAAAAAUUAGGGUUAAAAGGUCCAAAAGUCCCUCCUAACGUCAUGUGGAAGCGAGAAUCGAGCGACGAAGAAUCAUCACAGAGUCAUGAGAAUCUGGAAGCUCAGAGAUCUUCCUUGCCCUCUGUUCAGAGCUCCUCUCCUCAUAUGUUCUUGCCCUCUGCCUCUGCACCAGAAGAACCUCUCAAUUUUUCUCAGGUUCUGACGGGAGUUCGGGAACUUGAUCUUGUACCGAACCGAAACUCAUCACAUAGUUAUGAGAAUCCGAUGUUCUUGCCCCCUCCUCCGAUGUUCUUGCCCCAUGCUCCGCUGUUAUAUCCUCUCUCUUCUCUCAAUAGUUGGUCUCGGGCUGAGAGUGGCCGGGCGCAACAAUUUCGGUCUCGGGAGUCGAUUUUUUACCCUUACAAAGAGGAACAAAUACUGUCUAGUGAGGAAGAGCUCUUUGGUAAAGUUGGACUUCAUUGCUACAAUCUGCAACAUUGGAUCCAAUGCGGCCGCGCAAUUCCAGUUGCCAGUUCGAAACACUGGCUAGGCAUGCGAUUGAGAAUAAAGAUUGCUUGAGUGCAAUUGUAACAGAAUGUAGAAUAAAGCCGCAAAAUCCAGACUCAGAGGAGAGACGCGGCAAUAAUCCCUUUAACAAAGCUCUCGUGGAUGAUUUCUUCAAAGGUAAGAUGCCCGAUUGGAUGCCGGAGGGCGCGCUAACGGGAAGUAAUAAGCUGCAAUACUAUGAGAUGAAAGAAUCAGAGGUUGAAGAAAACAAGGAAUGGCUUCAUCUAUACGCGGAACUCGCCUUGUUGACCUUGCAAGGAUCUGAAUUGAAAACAAUUCAGCCUGUAAAACCGUUGGAGCUGAGAAAGAUAGUUGUAAGAACAAAAGAAGAUGUGGAGUCGAAGAAAAAGGUCAAGGCGGAGAAUGCAAUCUUCUACAUUAGCUUCAAAAACUGUUGCGGUCGAGAUUACAAUGUUAUCGUUAGGAGAACAACAGAUGGAAUCCCAGAGCAUUUUUCGCUUGAAGUCAAGUGUUGUUGAUCUCAUAAUCGAACAUGUGUUGUUUGCUUUCGAGUGUUAUGUUUUAAUCUAAACGGUCAACAAAACUAUUUGUGCUCUAAUUAGUUUCUUGAACAUAUUAAUAUUAUUAUUAUAUAUGAGGUUUGACAACAUUGGAUU
Messenger RNA from Arabidopsis lyrata subsp. lyrata, 1301 nucleotides. Its product is annotated as UPF0725 protein At4g29550. The record is from RefSeq and is a predicted model, not a curated record. NCBI's taxonomy places the organism in Eukaryota, Viridiplantae, Streptophyta, Magnoliopsida, Brassicales, Brassicaceae. Bases 624 to 1163 code for a protein of 179 amino acids. The transcript has 7 exons.